Striga asiatica is the source of this 1195-nucleotide messenger RNA. NCBI's taxonomy places the organism in Eukaryota, Viridiplantae, Streptophyta, Magnoliopsida, Lamiales, Orobanchaceae. The record is from the annotation of a GenBank genome assembly.
UGUUAUGGUGAUUGUGUGAGUUUAUAAGUGGUGUAAUUUUCUCCCCAAACUUCAAGAAGAAUUUUUUUUCUCGUCUCCUUCAGUUUUUCGACAGUCGCAGCAGCAUACAUCUUCGAAAUGAAUUUGGCAGAUUCAACCCCAACUAUGAGCAAAUUGCUUGUCUCCGAAGCCGAUUCUCAAAGAACUCUGUAUCCAUAUGUUACUGGUACCUCAGUGGUUGGCAUCAAGUAUAAAGAUGGCAUUCUCUUGGCUGCAGAUAUGGGAGGUUCAUAUGGGUCUACCCUGCGUUACAAAACCGUGGAGCGAUUGAAGCCUGUAGGAAGGCACUCUGUUAUAGGUGCCAGUGGUGAAAUAAGCGACUUUCAGGAGAUAAUGCGCUAUCUCGAUGAGCUUAUCUUAUAUGAUAACAUGUGGGAUGAUGGAAACUCGCUGGGACCUAAGGAGGUCCAUAACUACCUGACAAGGGUGAUGUACAACCGUCGUAAUAAGUUCAACCCACUUUGGAACUCACUUGUGCUUGGGGGAAUUAAAAACGGGCAGAAGUAUCUUGGGACGGUUAGCAUGAUUGGUGUGCACUAUGAGGACAACCAUUUGGCAACUGGAUUUGGUAAUCACCUUGCCCGGCCCAUUCUGCGUGAUGAAUGGAAUGAGAACUUGACAUAUGACGAGGGUGUAAAAUUACUGGAGAAAUGCAUGCGCGUGCUCCUUUAUCGCGAUAGAUCGGCUGUUAACAAACUUCAGAUUGCAAAAAUCACGGAGGAAGGUGUCACGAUUUCUAAGCCGUAUGCAUUGAAGACUUUUUGGGAUUUCAAUGCUUUCAAGAAUCCCACUGCAGGUGCUGAGGGUUCGUGGUAGUUUGGAUGGUUUCUGAUCUGGGAAGCAGAAAAAAUGAGAUUAUCGUGUGUUUGUCUUAAUUGACUUGAACCAGUGCUGCAUUUUGUAUUUCGUGUACUACUUUGAAACUUUGUCCUGCUGUCCAUAUCUCGCAAAGUUCGUUGUCUGGAGUCUGGUUAAUUUUAAUCAAAUCGUAUGCUGAUGACUAGUAGAAUUGAUUUCUGUUUCAACAAUCAGGCUUGAAAUAGUUUAUAUACUUGUUUUAUCAUUGGCCGAUUAUGUGAAAUAUUUAAGUACUUAAGUACCAAAACGCAAAACCCAGGGACGUGUAUGACAAUUUUGUCCUCCUCUAAUCUCAUUU